Parastagonospora nodorum SN15 is the source of this 801-nucleotide messenger RNA. RefSeq lists its product as hypothetical. The record is from RefSeq and is a predicted model, not a curated record. The transcript is spliced from 2 exons. The coding region runs from base 1 to 801 and encodes 266 amino acids. NCBI's taxonomy places the organism in Eukaryota, Fungi, Ascomycota, Dothideomycetes, Pleosporales, Phaeosphaeriaceae.
AUGAACGUCGUAGGUAAAUUCAAAGAGAAACACCGAAGAGCGAAGGAAGAGAGUGAAGAUCAGAAAAAACUCGAGGCCAUUCCAAUAUCACGCAUCAAUGGGAUUGGUGCGCUUCCAGUCGAGCUCUGGAGCAUCAUCCUCGAGCAUGUGGUAACCUCGCAACUGAGCCCUUCCUCUGUCCAAUGCUGGACCAUGUCCGACAUGUUAGACCAGAGACUCGUCUGCCGUAAGCCAAUCUAUCCCAUCCCAUCUUCACCAUCCCCCAAUCUAAUCCCCAAUGCAGACGUCUUCUCCAAAGAAAUCCCGCACUCCCUACACCAGCACAUCCUCCUUCCGCAACUCCCCCGCCUCUUGAUAAUGCGCACCCUCCUCCACUCCCCACAAUCCACCCACCCCACCUCCCUCCUCGCAUCUGCCAUUUACAAUUCCACCCGCACACUCCCCAAGUAUCACCAACAUUUCACACACGCAACUCCACGCAUAGCCCGGCGCAUACGCAACUGCUCCAUCAUCGCCUCACACAUCUCCCAUCCUCCCUUUACCCCUUCUUUGCUCCAGCGCCUAAGCACCGCGGCCUCGACGUCCAUAUACGUCCAGGAAUACAUCUUCAUGCCGAGCUACUACGAGCAGCUGUUUGCCAGCACGGCGGAGGGGGAUGCGUGUCUGGAAGUAGCGCUGUUGAGCGUGUGUGGGUAUGAGAUGGAGGAUGUGAUCAAGACAAUGGUGAGGUUGGUGGGCAAGGGGGAUUUGGAGAAGUAUGUGUGGGUAAAAUACAAGUCAAAUGCCGCCGCCGGUAAAUAA